This is a messenger RNA of Carica papaya (papaya), 3665 nucleotides long. RefSeq names its product P-loop containing nucleoside triphosphate hydrolases superfamily protein. NCBI's taxonomy places the organism in Eukaryota, Viridiplantae, Streptophyta, Magnoliopsida, Brassicales, Caricaceae. Gene Ontology annotation, biological process: regulation of telomere maintenance. The record is from RefSeq and is a predicted model, not a curated record. Gene Ontology annotation, cellular component: nucleus.
AAAAUAUUCGAGCACGCCAAGAUAUUUGUGAUCCAUGCGAGAAGUAUUUCGUGAAUAUCUCAAACUCUUGACUACUCUCGGAAUAAUUCCACUCCUCAAAUUCUUCAGCGCUUCAAUGGCGGACUUGGCGGCGGGAACGGCCGGGGAAACGUCGUCGUUAACUUUCUCCUGUUUGUCCUCCACGUAACCGCAGCCACGUUAACGAUAAGUUUACCGGUGCGACACUGUCUUGAGUAGGAAUAGGAACGAAUAUGGUCUAUGAUUCUUGAAUGGUGGCCGCGGAAGACAACAGUCAGAACGCAGUAGUAGCUUGAUCUCCCAAGGGAUCGCAGAAUCCUAAGGACUCUUUAUUAAGUCGAAUUGGAGUCGCUCCUCAGGAGAUUUCUAUCUUCAGAGAGCGUAUUUAGAGAAGACCGGUAUCCAUGCCUGUCGGAUCAUCUUCUUCUCCGAGAUCGAUGCAGAACUGGCGCUGCACACUAUAAAAUUUUGGAAAGAAAUGACCGAUGAUGGCAGUGAUAUGGUCGCGGAUGGUGACCGGACGUUUCAGCGGUCACUAAAUUGAACUCGAAGUCUAAGUCGUCCAUCUUCAUCUUCAUCAGCGCAUUACCGAGAAACCAAAGAGCGAAGGGUGACUGUGAAUCAGACAGGGGAGAGUCAAUUUAUAAAGAUCCCGGUUGGGAAAAGGUACCCCGACCGGGGAAGACCAGAAUCUCAAUCGCAAAGGAAUCGGACGAGUUAGGUUUUGCCACGUCAUUAGAUCGCUUUUAUAUUUCUAGUCUAUAUUUUUCCCUUGAAAAAAAAAAAAAAAAUUAUCCUGGUUCUGGGAACAUUUAUAAGGCGCCUGUCAAGCAGCCUUCUCUUCGUUCCAUCGCUCGGUCACUCUCAUCGAAACCCUGAUUUAGAGAACGUCGUUAAUUGUUCUUCUGACCAUCUCUGCCGUACCUAGGGUUCUUGUCAAGCUCUAAUCAUGGAUCAUUAUUAUCAGUAUCAUCAAUGGCGACCUAGAGAAGCCCAACCGAACAUAUGCCCUGUUUGCACUAUGUUGCACUUCCCGUUUUGCUCUCCGCAAGCGCCCUACAAUCAGGAGAACCCUAAUUUCCCACCUCAGGCCCAUUACCCUCGACCCGGGUUCUCCCCCUAUCCGGCACCGCCGAGAGCGCACCACUUCCACCGCCCCUAUGCGGGUGCAGCUAACUCUACUGAUGCUGGCUUCUAUUAUCCGAGACCAUGGCAGCAGUCCGUGAACGAUUCAUACGGUAGUGCUGAUGGUUAUAAAGGCGAGGUGGAUAGGAGUUAUAAAAGGCCUAGGGUUGAUGAGAUCGGUUCUCAUUCUGCUUCAGGCUCCUUUGCUGACGAGGGUUAUCAACAACCUGUGACGAUCUCGUUGGAGGAUGAGCGGAGACUGAAGCUGAUCCGUGAUCACGGUGGUGCUGGUUUAGAAGGAGUAGCAGUGCCGCCUAGGAAUCCGGAGAUGUACAACUUUGAAGACGCCGCGAGCGUUGCCUCUGUUAACAGGAAAAGGCCGUUUUCAGAACAAGGACAAAACUAUGUACUGAAUAAUGACGGAAAUGGAUUCCAUAAUGCAAACAAUAAUAAGGUGGAUCAACAGGGAAAUCUAACUCAGCGUUUGGCUUAUUCUACUACUGAUAGUUACUAUACUCAUAAUUCACAGCAGAUUCAGCCAAACGAUUCAAUGCCCGGGAAUAAUUGGCAAGCCUCUUAUGAUAAGGAGAUGAGUUUUAGCGUUGCGAUGGGGAAUAAUCAGAUUAGACCACCGCAACCAUAUACAAUAGAAAAUUCUAAUUAUGCAUCCCCAGAGGAAGUUACUGUUCCUGGAGCCGCUUUUCGGACGGUGAAUACGAAUGCACGAGGGGGGUACUUAACGAUGGCCAGCGGUCAGCCUCCGCUUCCUGCUUCUCCACCGCCGCCGAUUCCUUUGGAUCCGCCAAUCCAGCAGUUUACGGCUCGCUCAUCGCCGCCAAACAAGACCUUUACUUUGUUUCCUGUUCCUGUGAACUCCUCUGCUAUGGGUAAUUCAUCUUAUCCAACAGUUGCUGAAGCUCAUUCCUCGUCACAGCCUUAUUAUCAUCACACACCACUUCCGCAUUCAUCUACUGCGUUUAAUACGGAGGCAUCGUCUAUGCAAUAUGGAGUUGAUGGUAAAGCUUUCCAGAUGAAACAGAUAUCUUCAGAUAUGCCUAAAGUAAUUGAUGCUUCUCAAUUGUUCAAGCCACCUCAUCGGGCCUCCCGUCCUGAUCAUUUUGUGAUAAUAUUACGAGGCUUACCAGGUAGUGGGAAGAGCUAUUUAGCAAAGAUGUUGCGCGACAUUGAGGUUGAAAACGGGGGUGAUACUCCGCGAAUUCAUUCUAUGGAUGAUUAUUUCAUGACUGAAGUUGAAAAGAUUGAGGAGAAUGAUGCAUCAAAAUUAUCAAGUUCAGUUUGGAGCACGAAACCUGUGAUAAAGAAGGUGAUGGAAUAUUGUUAUGAACCUGAAAUGGAGGAGGCUUAUCGAACAAGCAUGCUGAAAGCUUUUAAGAGGACUCUUGAGGAGGGGAUUUUCACUUUCGUAAUCGUGGAUGACCGCAAUCUGCGGGUAGCUGAUUUUGCUCAGUUUUGGGCAACCGCAAAGCGAUCAGGCUAUGAAGUUUACAUAUUAGAGGCUACAUAUAGGGAUCCAGUGGGUUGUGCAGCUAGGAAUGUGCAUGGUUUUACACUAGAUGAAAUACAAAAGAUGGCGGGACAGUGGGAGGAAGCUCCAUCAUUAUAUAUGCAACUAGAAAUCAAGUCAUUGUUUCAUGGGGAUGACCUGAAGGAAAGUGGAAUUCAAGAGGUAGACAUGGAUAUGGAAGAUGAUUCUGGACUGCCAGAGCAAAAGCCCGAGAGGAGCAUAGUACAUCCUGCUUUGAACAAUGGACCCGAAGAUUCUUCAAAUGAUGGAAAGAGAUGGGAUGCAGAAGGGAGCCGUCCAACAGAAGUGAAAGAGUUAAGCAGGAGCAAAUGGUCAAAUGAUCUAGAGGAAGAUGACAGAGAAUUUUCUGAUGGUGUAAGGGGUAAUCUAAAUGCCCUCUCUGGGUUGAUCAAAGCGUAUGGGAAGGGAGGAAAAUCUGUUCGGUGGGGUGAUCAGGGUGCUAAUACUGGAUUUUUUAUUGGCGCUGCCAAGAAGGCAAAUGUGUUCUCUUUAGUAAUUGGACCUGGUGCCGGUUACAACUCGAAGUCUAACCCAUUGCAUGAAGAGGAGAGCUCAACAUCAACUAAUAGCAUUGGGAAGUCCAACAAGCGAAGUAUCUUCCAGGAGCAACUGCGAGCAGAGCGAGAAUCCUUCAAGGUUGUUUUUGAUAGGAGAAAACAGAGAAUUGGUGGGCUUGAUCUGGACGAUGAGUAAUUUUUAGUCUUAUAAUUAGCAGUUUUGGAUAUCUUUUGUAUCGUUCUUUCCAGCUUUCAAUAAGCUGUUGUUGUAAUUGUGUAGAGAAGAAAAAGUGGCCUUCUUCGAUUUUGUAGUCUGGACAAUCUUUUGCAGAUUUUGAGGAAUGCAAGACCAAAUCUCAAUUUCUGUUGAGGUUCAUGUCAGUCUUUAGAUUUGGGAUGAACAUAUCUCUAGAUUUUCUUGUACUUAAAAAAGAGUGUUUUGUAAUAAUCACCUUAGCAACAGCUUGCAACCCUCUCCA